Grammomys surdaster is the source of this 240-nucleotide messenger RNA. RefSeq names its product family with sequence similarity 240 member A (gene Fam240a). Lineage: Eukaryota; Metazoa; Chordata; Mammalia; Rodentia; Muridae. The transcript has 2 exons. Bases 7 to 240 code for a protein of 77 amino acids. The record is from RefSeq and is a predicted model, not a curated record.
CAGGGGAUGAACAAUCAGUAUGUCCGUCGAGAGGUCUUCUGUGGGAACACCUGCCAUGAGCUCAAGCGGUUCUGGGAGAGGGAGAUCGGCAAGCAGACGUGCUACAGAGAGUCGGAGGAGCAUCGCCUAGGAAGGAGUGCGCUGAGGAAGCUCAGGGAAGAAUGGAAGCAGAGGCUGGAGACAAAGCUGAGGUUGCGGAACAACCCAGAUGAGGCUGAGAAGCAGACAAAUGUCAGCUGA